UAAGGCUGGGCAUAAGGGUUCCAGUGGAAAUACACCUGACACAACUGAUUUAAUGUAUCAACAAAUAGACAGCAUCUGUGUUAUUAUGCCAACAAAAUGUCAUUACAGCAACUGGUCCCAAAUGUCUCCGUAAAUAGAGAAAAAAAAUGUUCUGGUUUGUUGAAGGGUGAUUAAAAACACAAACAUGUAACUUCAGCAUGUUUUGCGUAACCUCUGAACCGGAGUUAUUAUAGAACAGGUGACCUGCGAGUAUAUGGACAGGUGAAUCAGAAAGAUGAGUCACAGACAUAUAUCAUAAUGAUUUCCCGGCACCACAAGCCCUUCUUUCAAAGAGACUGUUUUCAUUGUUCCCAUGACAACUUAAAAAAAAAAAAAAAAAAAAAAAAAAGAUGAUGAAAAUUCAUUGGGUUCCUAUUGAGCAUGGCUGUUUCUAUAGCAACAGGAAGAGAGAAACUGGAUGAGUAAGCGGCAGGAGCUAUGAGUGUGUGAGAAUGAACGUGUAUGUAAGAAAGAUAGAGUAUUUAUUGUAUUGAUUUGGAAGGAUAUAUGAUUUCCUUUUGUGACAUCUCAGUAGUACCUACCUGUACUUCCUCUAAAUCCCACUUCUCAUCCUUUCACACAAUUGUGCCCCCCUCCAUUGGGCAUUGAGUGCUCCUUGCCUCCCACCAUUUCUGUCUGUGUGCCUUUGCACCUCCUCCCCCCUCCACGGUGGAUUUCCUCUCAUAGAAGGAGCGUGUGGUGUAUAAUCAGAUGACAACGACUGAUAAUCCAGCAAUACACCUACUCUGUCCUGUUCACUUAAAGCGGAGCGAGAGAGCAGGAGUGGAAGAGAGGAAAGAAGUGAAGGAGGCGGGAUCCGUCUGGGCAGAGGGGAAGGAGACGAGAGGAGGAAGUGGGAGUAGUUUAUUCACUAUGGAGGAAGGACAAAGACCUGCAUCUGAGAUCUACCUCCCAAGCAUCAGUCUUGGAUCUGCUGAUGGUGAAACAGUGGAGAACCAUGAGUUGCCAACCAUUUCUUUAUCCAAAAGCUCGACAGAAAUGGUCAGUGGACCUCCUCAACGAACAGAGCUGGCAUGGUACCGUCAGAACUUGCGUAAGUGCGUCAGCAGUGCAACAUGUACUCAAAGGCCUAUCAGUCUGGGUGGAGCAUCGUCAGGAGUCCCUGUGAAUAUUUGUGACCAUGAACAGGGGAGCAUGUGCAGUGGCAACAGCACCCAUGAGACUGUAAUCUGGCAUGGAGGAGCAGCAAGAUCCUGGAGUUUCAUGGAGGACUCGCCCAGAAGGUUUCCAAUGCACGAUCCUCUCUUGGGGCAAAAUCAGGUCCAUAGUGGUGUGAAGUGUGUGCCACACACACCUUACACAAAUAGAGAUUUAGGGAUGAAGGGUCUGAUGUGCAGGGAGGGAUGUUGUUCAUGUUGUGGCCCUGCAGAGAAUCUGAAAGAGUGCAGCUGUUGCAGAGUUCCUUGUAGAAUGAGUUCUUCGGGUCUGAGCAACAACUUCACACCACAGGGAGCGAAUACAGAAGACCAUGCUCAGAGCAACUGUGAAAGUCAUCAUUUCACUGCAUGCCAUAGAUCUACCUGUUCUGGUCACAUGCUGAACACUGCCUGUUUAAGAAAUACUUGCAGUGUUGUUCCAUGCUCUGGACAUUUGAUAUCACGGCCACCUUGUGCAGGAAGCCCUUGUGCAGGACAAAGAUCACUGCUGCAUUCAGGCCUGCUCGGUUUCCCACCACUUGUGUCCUCAGUCAGUGAGACCAGACUUGACAGCCGCAGUACAGGCCAGUGCUGCGGAUCUGAGUUUAGGGGGCAGAACUCUUCUUGCCUUCGACUAGACAGAACAGGCCUGACUGGUUUUAACAAGACAGUCAAAGAUGCCACUACCAUGACAUCUGACCAUGAGCUCAGAGAUGUUGGUGUGCAAACCUUGUCUGAUUCCCUUGCCUUGCCUCUUUCUCAUGUAUUUCCUGAAAUUAGUUUAAGAGCGGAUCCUAUUUCAGACACACUUUCGGAGCACAUGUGUCAUAAGACCCCAGUGAAGGAGGUGGAAUGGGAUGCUGAGGGUAUGACAUGGGAGGUGUAUGGUGCAGCUGUGGACCCUGAAGAGCUUGGCCUAGCAAUUCAAAGGCAUCUGGAACUUCAGAUCAAAGAGACUGCAGCUGCGGCAGCUGCAGCUGCUCAGACGCAAGACUCCACGGACAAUGACAGCAGCCUAGCAUUGCAGCCCAGGCGACGGAAGAAGAGUGAAGGCAUUAUAAAAACACUGCGCAGUUCAGCAUGUUGCUCUAACCCCAGUACUGUGGGAGACUAAGGAGAUCAUCGAAGGGCUGGAUAUUGCCUUUUCAGUUUGUGGAUGCCUAGGUUAGGUAAAGAAAGGUUAAGGCUUUUCCUUGAAGGUGGAAAUGGAUU
Molecule: messenger RNA, 2408 nt
Organism: Carassius carassius (crucian carp)
Lineage: Eukaryota; Metazoa; Chordata; Actinopteri; Cypriniformes; Cyprinidae
Exons: 2
Coding region: 751-2310 (519 amino acids)
Biological process (GO): neuron projection development
Cellular component (GO): plasma membrane
Source: RefSeq, a predicted model, not a curated record